Messenger RNA from Diachasma alloeum, 2296 nucleotides. RefSeq names its product N-acetylgalactosaminyltransferase 6 (gene Pgant6). Lineage: Eukaryota; Metazoa; Arthropoda; Insecta; Hymenoptera; Braconidae. The transcript is spliced from 2 exons. Bases 367 to 2157 code for a protein of 596 amino acids. The record is from RefSeq and is a predicted model, not a curated record. Gene Ontology annotation, cellular component: Golgi apparatus.
UUUCCCAGCCUCCCCUUCCCGUCAAUUAAAAGAUAAAAAAAGAUUAGUGAGCACAUGAGUCCGACCUUGAACAGCAGCGAGUGCUCAUGUCACUCAUCACUGCCGAUCUGUCUGAUUCCGAAUGGGCACGAAUGGGCGAUAUAAAACGAUAGUGAACAGUUCCUGCCGAGAUACCGAAGUCACUCGCCGCACGAUUGCCUCGCCAUCGUGCCCAAUCAUUCCAAUACAACACGAUAGUCUGAUUAUGUGAUAACAAAUGGACUUAUUAGGCGCAACUUGAGAUGGCCCGUGCACUCGCAACUGUACGAGGAGACUCUGCAUUCAAUUGCUGCACCCUUGGAAUGUGAUAGUAGUAUUACUGGGAUAAUGAAGCGUAACGCUGUUAGUCUGAUCAAAUUCGUCUUCCUCGCGGCGAUCACAGUGGUAACGACUGUCAUAGUAUUUCGCUAUGUGAGGAGCGGGAAAAUAAACUACUCCAGGGGGGCCCACUCACUGCAACUGCAUAAUUAUCCGGAGGAUCAACAAAAAAAUGAGAAGCCGGAGAAGGCCUCCCGAUCGGCGAAGCUCGACUGGCACAACUUGAAGUUGAUAAACGAGGAGUCAAAAAGAACGGGAAUGGGCGAGCAAGGGAGACCUGCGACGCUGCCGCCCUCGUCGUCGCCCCUCCGGGACAAGUUGUACCAGACGAACGGCUUCAACGCAGCCCUGAGCGACCUGAUCGCCCUGAACCGCUCGAUCCCUGACAUUCGGCACCCGGACUGCAGGCGAAAGAAAUACCGAUCGAAAUUGGACUCGGUAUCAGUGAUAGUGUCAUUCCACAACGAGCACUUCUCCACGCUAAUGCGCACCUGCUGGAGCGUGGUGAACCGUUCGCCCCCGGAUCUCCUGGAGGAGAUAAUCCUGGUGGACGACGCAAGUACAAAACUGGAUUUAAAGUCGAAGCUGGAUGACUACAUCGCCAAGGAGCUGCCUCUGGUGAAGAUAAUUCGUCUGCCAACUCGUUCGGGGCUGAUAAGGGGGCGCCUGGCAGGAGCUAAAGUGGCGAGGGCGAAGGUCCUGGUGUUCCUGGACGCCCACACGGAGGCGAACGUCAACUGGCUGCCACCGCUGCUGGAGCCCAUCGCGGAGAGCUACAAGACCUGCGUCUGCCCCUUCAUCGACGUGAUAGCCUACGACAGCUUCGAGUACAGGGCGCAGGACGAGGGUGCCAGGGGCGCCUUCGACUGGGAGCUGUACUACAAACGUCUUCCCCUGCUCCCCGAGGACCUCAAGCGCCCAGCGGAGCCCUUCAAAUCCCCGGUGAUGGCCGGAGGGCUCUUCGCGAUCAGCGCGAAAUUCUUCUGGGAGCUGGGGGGGUACGACCCCGGCCUCGACAUCUGGGGAGGGGAGCAGUACGAGCUGUCCUUCAAGAUAUGGCAGUGCGACGGGGAGAUGUACGACGCACCCUGCUCGAGGGUCGGCCACAUCUACAGGAAAUUUCCGCCCUUUCCGAAUCCUGGGAGGGGCGACUUCCUGGGGAAGAAUUAUAAAAGAGUGGCCGAGGUGUGGAUGGACGAGUACGCAGAGUUCAUUUACAAGAGGAAGCCCCAUCUCAGGAGCCUCGACCCUGGGGACCUGCGGGAGCAGAAGGCACUGAGGUCCAGGCUACGGUGCAAGUCCUUCAAGUGGUUCAUGGAGAACAUUGCGUUCGAUCUGGUGGAGGUUUAUCCGCCGAUUGAGCCUGAGGACUUUGCCAGCGGGGAGAUCAGGAGCAUUGGAGCCCCUGAGAUGUGUCUCGAUGCCAAGAAGAGGAGGAAGGACGAGGCCAUUGUCAUGGAUUCUUGUGUCAGGGACCUGGGGAAGAAUAAUGGGAACUUUGAGCAGGAGUUCAGGCUCACUUGGCACAAGGAUGUCAGGCCCAAGGGGAGGACCGAAUGCUUGGAUGUCUCCAGUGGGGACUCCAAGGCUCCUGUCACGCUUUAUCCGUGUCAUGGCAAGCAGGGGAAUCAGCUCUGGAGGUACGACAUCGAGAAGCAGUGGCUCAUGCAUGGGUAUUCACAGAGGUGCUUGGAGGCAGACCCUGGGGGCAAGAGGGUCUUUGUUACUGCCUGUGAUCCCACGAGCUCCACGCAGAAGUGGAGGAUUCAGGAUGUCAAUAUGAAGGCUAUCAAUGGCUGAGAAAUUUUGGACCACAAAGUUACUGAGGGGAGAUAUCAUUCCGAAUAUUUUCGACAUUUGAACUAGUCAUUGGAGUUUUUUUUUUGGUAACGCUGAUACUUUAGACUUUUUUCGAUGUUAUGGAGGAAAAAUUUUAUAG